ACUCGCGCGGCGGAGCGCGGCAGCCCAGGCCCGGUGGGGCUCUGCUGAGAGGAUCCCGGGCGGGGGUCGGUCGUGGCGUGCCUUGGAAGGGAACGAGCUGGCCUCAGCCCUCGGGCGGUAGAGCAAGCUCUUAGCCUCGCAGGCUGGCUGCGCCCGCACGGGGCUCCUGGAGCCCCGUUGGUCCCCUUUUGGCCGCUCGCUGGAGCCCGUGCUCCCGACUGUGCGCGGUGGCUGGACUCGGAGCUAGCUCGGCUCGCACACCCCUCACCGCUCCGCGCCUGGCUCGCUAGCGAAGGCCGAGCGAAGGCGGGCGGGCGGGGGAGGUGAGGGGUGCGGGUGUGUGUGUGUGUGUGUGUGUGUGUGUGUGUGUGUGCAUGUGCAUGACUGGGUGCACACCCCGCAAGGCGGCAGAGCCAGGACGCCCAGCGCUCCCUGGAGCCCCGCUGCCUCGCCCGACUCCGGCAGCCACGACCAUGUUCCAGCCCGCGGCCAAGCGGGGCUUUACCAUAGAGUCCUUGGUGGCCAAGGAUGGUGGCACCGGCGGCGGCACUGGCAGCGGGGGCGCGGGCUCCCAUCCCCUGGCGGCUGCCGCUUCAGAGGAACCGCUCCGGCCCACAGCACUCAACUACCCUCACCCCAGCGCGGCCGAGGCAGCCUUCGUAAGCGGCUUCCCCAGCGCCGCCGCCGCCGCGGGUGCCGGCCGCUCGCUCUACGGAGGGCCCGAGCUCGUGUUCCCCGAAGCCAUGAACCACCCGGCGCUGACGGUGCACCCGGCGCACCAGCUGGGAGCCUCCCCGCUGCAGCCUCCGCACUCUUUCUUCGGCGCCCAGCAUCGGGACCCUCUCCACUUCUACCCCUGGGUGCUGAGGAACCGCUUCUUCGGCCACCGCUUCCAGGCGAGCGACGUACCCCAGGACGGGCUGCUUCUGCACGGGCCCUUCGCGCGCAAGCCCAAGCGGAUCCGCACGGCCUUCUCGCCCUCGCAGCUGCUGCGGCUGGAGCGCGCCUUCGAGAAGAACCACUACGUGGUAGGAGCCGAGCGGAAGCAGUUGGCUGGCAGCCUCAGUCUCUCAGAGACACAGGUGAAGGUGUGGUUCCAGAACCGGAGGACAAAGUACAAACGGCAGAAGCUGGAGGAGGAAGGCCCCGAAUCUGAGCAGAAGAAGAAGGGGUCCCACCAUAUCAACCGGUGGCGCAUUGCCACGAAGCAGGCCAACGGGGAGGACAUCGAUGUCACCUCUAAUGACUAAGGGAACAUCCAGGAACCUGAGGACAGAGUGCUGCUUGCUGCUGGUCAGGGCCUGAGGGGCCCACGCUGGACUCUGGUCACUCCCUGGCCAGGCUGCAGGGAGGCCUCCAGUCACAGCUCCACAGGGCUUGGAGCCUGGGGCCAUCAUGGGCAGAGGGACAAGAAAUGGCUGGCUAAGGCCUGGCACUGCUUGGCCUUCUCUGUGGAGAGCCUGCCUGCCUAGGGUGGGCCACCUGUUACUGCAGCCUCCUGCUGCUCUCCAAUUCUCUUAGCUCCUUUUUGUUUCCAUGCAUUUCUGUUUUAAUUUAUUUUCCAGGCACCUGCUGUAGUUCUUAGUGAUCCCCUUGUGUCUCCCUUCCCUAUGGGAAUAAUAAAAGUUUCUCUCUUAAUGA
Dipodomys ordii (Ord's kangaroo rat) is the source of this 1641-nucleotide messenger RNA. It is a transcript of the gene Emx1, whose product is annotated as empty spiracles homeobox 1. Gene Ontology annotation, biological process: brain development; central nervous system development; neuron differentiation. The record is from RefSeq and is a predicted model, not a curated record. Gene Ontology annotation, molecular function: DNA binding; DNA-binding transcription factor activity, RNA polymerase II-specific. Lineage: Eukaryota; Metazoa; Chordata; Mammalia; Rodentia; Heteromyidae. The transcript has 3 exons. Bases 375 to 1250 code for a protein of 291 amino acids.